AUGACACGUGAAUUCGAGAUGACAGAUUUAGGUCUGAUGAGAUUCUUUCUUGGUCUGGAGGUUCGACAAGAAGAAACGGGAAUUUUCAUUUCACAGGAGAAAUAUGCAAAAGAAAUCUUGAAAAAAUAUAAGAUGGAAAACUGUAAUCCAAUUUCGACGCCAAUGGAACCAGGUGCAAAGUUGUCGAAAUUUGAUGGAGGAGAACGCAUUGAAGCAAGCAAAUAUCGAAGUUUGGUAGGAAGUCUUCGAUAUCUCACAUGUACAAGGCCAGAUCUUUCGCUUAGUGUCGGAAUUGUAAGUCGUGUCAUGGAGGAACCAGUCUAUACACAUUGGAAGGCAUUGAAAAGAAUCCUUCGAUACAUCCAAGGAACUGUGUCACUUGGAAUGUUUUAUUCAAGAGAAGAAGAUUACAAGUUGAUUGGUUAUUCCGACAGCGAUUGGUGCGGAGAUGUAGACGAUCAAAAAAGCACCUCAUGA
Messenger RNA from Vicia villosa (hairy vetch), 477 nucleotides. RefSeq lists its product as uncharacterized. The transcript has a single exon. The record is from RefSeq and is a predicted model, not a curated record. Lineage: Eukaryota; Viridiplantae; Streptophyta; Magnoliopsida; Fabales; Fabaceae. Bases 1 to 477 code for a protein of 158 amino acids.